Rhipicephalus sanguineus (brown dog tick) is the source of this 933-nucleotide messenger RNA. RefSeq lists its product as uncharacterized. The transcript is spliced from 2 exons. The record is from RefSeq and is a predicted model, not a curated record. The coding region runs from base 1 to 933 and encodes 310 amino acids. Lineage: Eukaryota; Metazoa; Arthropoda; Arachnida; Ixodida; Ixodidae.
AUGCGAGGUCUCAAACAGGGUUGCCCGUUGUCGCCGCUGCUGUAUAUGCUGUAUACAGCCAGCCUGGAGAGGAUGCUGCUGGAGGAUGGAGGUGGAUUCUCGCUAGCUCACUCCUAUGGCGGAACACCCGUGCCCUGGAGACUGCCGGGCUUGGUAUAUGCCGAUGAUAUUGUUCUAAUGGCUGACAAUCUGGGAGACCUGCAGCAUCUCGUCUCACUAUCGGCAAAUCACCUGAGCAAACUCGGAUUGCGCUUCAACGCCAAGAAAUCAGCGGUGCUGGUGUUCGCAGGCACGGGCACAUCUGCGGUGGUGUCGCUGCCGGAGGGUGGGCAGAUUCCGUGGAGAGAUGAGUGCAGGUACCUCGGUGUUCAACUGAGCACAUCGAGCCAUGUCCUGGACAUCCACGAGGAAAACAUCCGUCAGACAUCACGCAAAGCGGCGAACGUGUUGCGCAAGCGAAGUCUCUGGGGCUGCAACCGCUUCCUGCUGGUCCGAGAAAUGUGGAAGUGUGUGCACGUCCCAUGCCUCUCGUUUGCCAAUGCUGUGCUGACCUUCCAGUCAGGAACUAGACAGUGGCUGGAGCGAGGGCAGCGAGAGGUUGGUCGACUGGCGUUGGGCUGCCACGGACGAGUUGCCAUAGAGGCCAUUCAAGGAGACGUGGGGUGGUCGUCGUAUGAGGCCAGAGAAGCCAGGAGCAAGAUCGCCUACGAGGGCCGCCUGCGUCUCAUGAACGACCGCAGGUGGGCACGGCGCUUGCCUCCGCCGAAAGUUCGGGUUCUUCGCGAAGCCCGUGACGGCAACCAGGGAGUGCCAAUGGGCUCGGGCCGUUCAAGAACAAGUACGGGAAGAGGAAAACGAAAAGUGGCGGAAGGCGAUGUGUUCCAAGACAACAUUGACGGAGUACCGCAAGCACAAAAGUGUUAUAGAAAAUGA